AUGGCCUACUCGUCGCGAUACCCCUCCCUGGACAUCCCCCAAACGAAUAUCCUCGACUACAUCUUCCCAGCGAACGAAAAACCGUUGGAAGAGCCUCUUUGGCUUGAUAGCAAGGAUGACAAGCAUUCAUUAUCACCGAAGCAGGCUUUACAAUGGGUGAAGAGACUGGCGUUUGGCCUGGAGAGAUUAGGUCUGGAAAAGGGUGAAGUUGCCAUGAUAUACACACCAAACCACAUCUUUGUUCCAGUGGCAUAUUUGGGCAUCGUGGGUGCAGGUUUGAUAUUUAGCGGCGCAAACCCGGCUUAUACGGUUCCUGAACUCGUUCAUCAAAUGAAGAACACGACCGCCAAAGUGAUCCUGGCACAUCCUAACUUUCUCGAGACUGCCCUAGAGGCAGCGUCUAAGGCGGGCAUCCCGAAAUCCCGAGUCUUUCAGUUCUCAGAUGUCGAAAACCGAACACAUCAUGGAAUUCCGGACUGGCGCGCCAUGAUCGGCUCGCCAACUGAAGGAGACACGUACCAGUGGCCCGACUUUUCGCCAAAAGAAUCGCGGACUGCGGUUGCAACGAUCAACUACAGCUCUGGCACCACAGGUCUCCCCAAAGGAGUCUGUGUCUCGCAUAGCAACCUGAUCGCAAACGUGGAGCAGACCAUUUUCAUCCGGUAUGCGCACAAGCCGUACCCCUUCGAGAAGCGGCCACAGGAGCGGUGGAUUGGUUUCCUGCCCCUAUACCAUGCCUACGGCCAACUGUACACGAUUCUCAUGGCAGUGAAGCUGCGCGUACCCAUCUACGUCAUGAAAGAGUUCCGGUAUGAGGAUUUCCUUUUCACCAUCGGCCGAUACCGCAUCACAAGUUUGCAAAUAGCGCCACCGAUCCUGGUGAUGCUGUCCAAGAGGCCCGAAACGGCACGGUAUGAUCUCUCUAGCAUCAAGGACGUACUCUGCGGUGCCGCACCUUUGUCGCGUGAACUACAAAACGAGUGCCAGAGACGGUUCAAUAUGCAAAUUAACCAAGGUUGGGGUAUGACAGAGGUUACGUGCGGAGCACUGCACGUUCCUGGAGGCAUUAAAGACGACACUGGCAGCGUCGGGCGUUUGGAUCCUAACACCGAAUGCAAGCUUCUAGACGAUGAUGGCAAGGAGGUUGAGCUCGGACAGCCGGGCGAGAUGUAUAUCCGUGGGCCACAGGUCUGCCUUCGCUACUGGCGGAACGAGGAGGCAACAAAGGAGUGUUUAAGUGAUGAUGGAUGGUUAAAAACUGGCGACAUUGCCGUCUGUAAUAAGGAGGGCUUUUUCUGGAUUGUCGAUCGCAAGAAGGAGCUCAUCAAGGUCAAUGCUUUGCAGGUUGCUCCGGCGGAAUUAGAGGCGGUGCUCUUAGAGAACGAACACAUAGCGGAUGCAGCAGCCGUUGGUAUCACAAUAGACGGCGAAGAAUGGCCACGAGCAUAUGUGGUGAUUCAAGACGCUUCAAAAGGCAAAAUCACGCCUCAGGCUGUCCAGGAAUGGAUCAAGUCACGGGUCGCCAAACAUAAAUGGCUGGUCGGUGGCGUUGUAUUCAUUGACGAGGUUCCUAAGCUGGCGAGCGGUAAGAUUCAAAGAAAGACUAUGCGUGAUUGGGCAAAGAAAGAUGCCGCAGAGAUUGCGAAGAAGGGAUCCAAGGCAAGGCUAUAG
Phaeoacremonium minimum UCRPA7 is the source of this 1671-nucleotide messenger RNA. RefSeq names its product putative 4-coumarate- ligase protein. The coding region runs from base 1 to 1671 and encodes 556 amino acids. NCBI's taxonomy places the organism in Eukaryota, Fungi, Ascomycota, Sordariomycetes, Togniniales, Togniniaceae. Gene Ontology annotation, biological process: secondary metabolic process. Gene Ontology annotation, molecular function: CoA-ligase activity. The transcript is spliced from 4 exons. The record is from RefSeq and is a predicted model, not a curated record.